Messenger RNA from Diaporthe batatas, 1518 nucleotides. RefSeq lists its product as uncharacterized. The coding region runs from base 1 to 1518 and encodes 505 amino acids. The transcript has a single exon. NCBI's taxonomy places the organism in Eukaryota, Fungi, Ascomycota, Sordariomycetes, Diaporthales, Diaporthaceae. The record is from RefSeq and is a predicted model, not a curated record.
AUGGCCGACGGCGAAGGCCCAAUUGCAACAUGGUUCCCGGUCUCCAAGGACAGCUGGGGCCUAGACGUGGUCACACUUCUCGCCGUCAUUGGCGAGUCGUCUAUGGAAGACCAUGCCCAGCCCAUCACAGCUUCCGUGCUCUGCUUGCUGCCACGCAUCCUGCCUGCACCUCAGGCCCUUCUCAAGUCCAAGAGGCCCAUGAGACUUCCCAUCUACAGCGCCCAGAUGGUUGGAGUCCACAACGGCGUCGCUCUCGACUCCGUCGGCUUCUUUGCCAACAUAAUACACCCCCUCGACGACCAGGCACCAUACUCGUUCAAAGUCCUCGAAAUCAAGCACAGGGACGAGGUAUUCCUGGGGAAACCACCCCGGAAGGCGUCCUUGGCUGCCCGGCUUUGGGAACGCUGGCUAGAAAUGAAGAAGCCCGCCGCCCCGAAGCCCACUCUCAACCGACCACCCUCAGAGCUUGAUGCCUCGGAAAAGGACACACGCGAUGGCGCCAAGGGCGUCAGGUUUGAUCCCGAUGUCGAGAAGGGUGAUCAUGAACCAGAGCCAACCAUGGGCAUCAAAAGACGUCGCACAGCCAAGGAAAAGGUGACCGACUUCAUCGCGAACCCCACUCUGACCCCUACCAGUCGGCCUGCGGUACCGCCUGCUUGGAGCAGCCCUAUCCAUGUCGCCUCGGUCGUCUCCUUCGUCCUGACCUUGCUGAUCGUUGGCCUGACCGCAUACUGGAAGGACGGAAACGCCCUGAUCGCCAUUUUCAUCAUCUCGGUACAGGCGUCCCUCGUCGGAUAUGCCUCGUGGUGGCGCCCGCGCCUGAUGGUGCGGCCUCCCCACACCACAAAUGUCCCGCCGGGCGAUAUGAUGAUCCGCACUCGGGAGGGCGCCUUCCUGCUGAUAAAGUGCACCGAGGAGGUGGCUCGUGAGCUCUACACCGGCACAGAAGACUGUGAAUACCACGUCGGCCCCAAGACCUACCGCUUCCUGAUGGCCAUGGCAACAAUGCUGCUCAUGGUUGGCGUCGUCCUGCUCGGAAACACACGUCUCGAAGCCCAAGUUCUCAUCAGUGGGAGCUACAUUUUACUAAACGGCGCGUACUGGCUCCUGGGUAUGCUGCCCCGCCGCUACUUCUGGGACCUGUCUCGCUACGAAUGGGAGGACAUCACCCCACCGGACGCCAAGAACUCGGACAAGAUCGUAACUGCGAGUAUGGACAGCAACGGGGUUGAAGGCUACCCCAGCUUCACGAGGACGCUCUGGUACGCCAUCCGUGAGACCAAGAGCACCGGCUGGGUGGAGCGGAGCGGCGCGGCCCCGAGCACGUCCCAGUGGAAGAAGUGGCUGAGGGAGGCCGGCGAGAAAGCCCACACGGAUCGCAACUGGCCCGCCGUGAGUCGCAAGGACCAAAUAAUGAGAGAGAGCACCGACGGUCCCGAGGCGGAUCAUGCUGCCCAACACGCACCACUCCGUGAGGUACAGCCCCCUGCGGAGCCUGUCAAGACAGGGCAAUUGUAA